Coregonus clupeaformis (lake whitefish) is the source of this 1345-nucleotide messenger RNA. RefSeq names its product transmembrane protein 128. The record is from RefSeq and is a predicted model, not a curated record. The transcript has 4 exons. Bases 100 to 534 code for a protein of 144 amino acids. Lineage: Eukaryota; Metazoa; Chordata; Actinopteri; Salmoniformes; Salmonidae.
GUUAAACACCGAAUAAUAAGAAGAAGUCAGUGAGGUACCAGGAAGCUUUAGCCACCGCUAGCUAGCCAGUCAGCCAAGACCAACACCCUGAUAUCAAACAUGCUUGCUGAUAGUGAAUUCGUAAAUCUACGAAAUAGAUUUAAGAAAGAUGCUGAUCUUCUCAUGCAAGGGGUUUCAGCAGGUGACAGCAACGAAAAGAGUCAAGAAGAGAAAGAUGCCAAACCACUUCCUCGGAUCAACCGCCAUUCCGUCUUCUGGAUUGUGGCUUCUGUCGGGUUGACUUACUAUUUCGACUGCCUCCGCGUCAUCACGGAGAAUGCCGAUAUCAAAAGCUGGUGGUUCAAUGUUGGAGUGAUACUGCUGGGAAUAUGCCUAGCUUUGGCCAUGUUUUGCAUUGUAUACCUGGAGUGGUUUAAGGGAAUACAGCACUAUGAUCAUGAGUACCCUGCUAUUGCCCCUAUCACCACAGCAGCCUUCAUUGCAGCAUCAUGCAGAGAAUUUGGCAGUACUUCCAACCGGCCUCACAACUGCUGACCACGUGUAACCACGCCAGCCCAGGACCUCCACAUCCGGCUUCUUCACCUGCGGGAUUGUCUGAGACAAGCCACCUAUACAGCUGAUGAAGCUGGAGUAUUUCUCUGUAAUAAAGCCCUUUUGUGGGGAAAAAUAAUUCUGAUUGGGUGGGCCUGGCUCCCAAGUGUGUGGGUCGAUGCCCCCCCAGGCCCACCCAUGGGUUACAGUCAUGUGAAAUCCAUAGAUUAGGGCAUAAUGUAUUUUAAUUGACUGAUUUCCUUAUAUGAACUGUAACUCAGUAAAAUCUUUGAAAUUGUUGCAUGUCGCGUUGAUAUUCUUGUUCAGAGAGCUUAAGUACCAAUAAUGGAUAACUAAGUACCUACUUCUGAAUGCAAUUAUUUUUGUUUAUUUUACAGUACUAAAGCCUCAACAUAAAGUGAAUGACUACAGUUUGACUGACUUUUUUUUCCUUUUUUUUACAUACAUAUAUUAUAUUGAGUAAAUUACCAAAGCAUUUUAUGUGCUUAAAUAGUUUUUGUAUAGGUUUUUGAAUCACAGUUUUCGUUGUGAGUCAGAAAGCUUUUGUGCUAUUAACAGUGUAAAUGUGUCUGCUUAAAUUCUGUAAAAUAUAUUUAACUUUUUGUUAAAUAAUUAAAAGUGGUUUGUUGCUAAUGUCAAAACCUUGUUUUCCUCUUUUGUUGGCAAAAAACCUUCAAAAUCAUUGAUAUGAACUUGAGUAUCUUUCUUUCUUUUUCUUUCUUUGGUAACAUUGGUCCUCAUUCACCAAUAUCUACCUAAGAAUUUUCUAAAUAAACUCCAUAAGAAAAGUCUA